AUGAGUCCUCUCACCUCCCUCCUGGUAUACCUCUGCAUAGGGCUGCAAUUUGUCGCUGCCCUAAACCGUGACUUUCUCUCCUUCCCCACCAAACCCCGAGUCUUCGUGCUCUCCGAUAUCGCCAACGAGCCGGACGAUGCGGAGUCUCUUGUCCGAUAUCUUGUUCACAGCAAUCAGUUCAAAACCGAAGGUAUAGUCGCUACCACGUCGGUAUGGCUCAGGAAUGAGACCCAUGCCGAGGACAUGAUCGAGAUCGUCAACGCGUACGGCAAGGUCGUGGAUAACCUCAACCACCAUGCGCCGAAGGGUUCGCCAUUUCCCUCGGCGGAGUAUUUUCAUGGGAUUGUGAAGAAUGGGUCCUCGGAAUAUGGUAUGGCUGCGGUUGGCGACGGUAUUCCGCUCAGUGACGGCGCGGAGCUGCUUCUCGAGCGUCUGGAAGAAGACUCGGACCAGCCGCUCUGGGUCCUUGCCUGGGGCGGUACCAAUGUCCUAGCCCAGGUGCUGUAUAAGAUCCACAAGGACUCUUCAUCCGAGAAGGCAGCCGAGCUGCGGUCGCGGCUUCGAGUAUACACGGUCUCCGAUCAAGACGACACGGGCGCUUGGAUCCGACACAGCUGGCCGGACAUCUUCUACAUUGCCUCCGUGCACGCCUGGAACCAAUACCCCCUGUCGACCUGGGUCGGCAUGUCCGGCGACAUCCUAGAUGAUUUCGACAAAGGCGGGCCCGAUCUCUCGAAAUUCUCCCGCCAAUGGCUCCGACAGAACAUCCAGAUCGGGCCGCUGGGCGCUGUGUACCCGGAUUACCAGUACACCGUCGAAGGCGACACGCCGACGUUCUUGUAUCUGAUCCAGAACGGCCUGGGCGACUCCGAGCACCCCGAGUACGGGACCUGGGGCGGCCGAUAUGGCCUGGUGAACCCUAGCACGCAUGGGCUGAAUUUCAACCACUACGCAGACACCCAGGAUACCGUGGUGGGCAAGAACAAUGAGACGUUCACGUCCAACCAGGCCACGAUCUGGCGCUGGCGUGACGCCGUCCAGAACGACUUUGCGGCCCGCAUGCAGUGGACCCUCACGGCGAAUGCUAGCCAGGUGAACCACCACCCCGUGCUCUCAGUCAACGGGUCGACCGGGCUGGCCCCUGUCUUGGUAAACGCCACGGCCGGCUCGACGCUGACCUUCGACGCCAGUGCCAGCUACGACCCGGACGGAGAUCGCUUGACGUUCCGCUGGUUCCAGUAUAAGGAGGCCUCGGUGAGCGAGUCGGUCCGUGAGACGGACGUGGGACCUCUGGACAUCAAGCCAUUCGGCAAGGGGGGUCAAAGUGUGGAGGUUCAAGUUCCGUCGGCGAAAUUGUCCUGUCGCAAUAUCCCGAACUCGGAUCCGGGUCAGUGCCAGACCCUGCACUUGGUUCUGGAGGUGACGGAUUCUGGGAGCCCGGCGCUGACGACGUACCAGCGCGUGUUGCUUCAAGUGGUCUAG
Molecule: messenger RNA, 1482 nt
Organism: Aspergillus affinis
Lineage: Eukaryota; Fungi; Ascomycota; Eurotiomycetes; Eurotiales; Aspergillaceae
Product: DUF1593-domain-containing protein
Exons: 2
Coding region: 1-1482 (493 amino acids)
Molecular function (GO): hydrolase activity, hydrolyzing N-glycosyl compounds
Source: RefSeq, a predicted model, not a curated record